This is a messenger RNA of Haliotis rufescens (red abalone), 633 nucleotides long. RefSeq names its product leucine-rich repeat extensin-like protein 3. The record is from RefSeq and is a predicted model, not a curated record. The transcript has 2 exons. Lineage: Eukaryota; Metazoa; Mollusca; Gastropoda; Lepetellida; Haliotidae. Bases 1 to 633 code for a protein of 210 amino acids.
AUGUCAGAGGUCAUACUGACUCAAGCACCUGUCCGAGACCGGCACCUGCUUUCAAUGAAAACGUUAAACCUUAAAGGUCAAAACUCGGGACCCCCUCAGAUCCACCUCUCCCCACCCCGAGAACCCCUGUUCCAAGCUCCCCACCCCGAUCCAAGCUCCCACCCCGAGAACCCCUGUUCCAAGCUCCCCACCCAGAGAACCCCUGUUCCAAGCUCCCCACCCAGAGAACCCCUGUUCCAAGCUCCCCACCCCGAUCCAAGCUCCCCACCCAGAGAACCCCUGUUCCAAGCUCCCCACCCCGAUCCAAGCUCCCACCCCGAGAACCCCUGUUCCAAGCUCCCCACACCGAUCCAAGCUCCCACCCCGAGAACCCCUGUUCCAAGCUCCCCACCCCGAUCCAAGCUCCCACCCCGAGAACCCCUGUUCCAAGCUCCCCACCCCGAUCCAAGCUCCCACCCCGAGAACCCCUGUUCCAAGCUCCCCACCCCGAUCCAAGCUCCCCACCCCGAUCCAAGCUCCCCCUCCCGACCCAAGCUCCCCACCGUGAUCCAAGCUCCCCACCCCGAUCCACCCCGACCCAAGCUCCCCACCAAGAUCCAAUCUCCCCACCCCGACCCAAGCUCCCCACCGUGA